Sinocyclocheilus rhinocerous is the source of this 8167-nucleotide messenger RNA. RefSeq names its product helicase with zinc finger domain 2-like. Gene Ontology annotation, molecular function: RNA binding; 5'-3' DNA helicase activity; ATP hydrolysis activity. The record is from RefSeq and is a predicted model, not a curated record. The transcript has 21 exons. NCBI's taxonomy places the organism in Eukaryota, Metazoa, Chordata, Actinopteri, Cypriniformes, Cyprinidae. Bases 155 to 8116 code for a protein of 2653 amino acids.
UAUCCAGCAUCGCUCAGCAACAUCUCUAUAAAUUGUUUAAACACAUCUUGAUGCAGAGUGGCUGAAUCAUCCAGUGUUACAGGAAGAUUGUGACAUAUUACUAAACUUUUGGGAUGAGAAAGAAAAUAUGAAGGGCUUUCAUGUAUUCUAAAUCAUGGCUCUUGCAGGAAAUCAUAAUUUUCUUCAAACGUUAAAAACGAGGUUCAGUCUGUGUGUCAGAUGUAAUAAAUGCUGUAAAAAACACAAUGAGAUUUCAUACUCACUUAACCAGGUCAUCCAUGACUGUUCCGAAGACAUCUUGCUGAUCAAGCGGAAACGUAAAAAUUCAGUGUGGAGGCCUGUUGCCCACCGGCCAGGCCGUCCCAGACCUGGCAAGUAUGUUGUUUGUCAGUACUACACUAAAGAAACUGGAUGCAAGCAGCAUGGAAGUAGAUGUACCUUUGCUAGGAGCUCAGAGGAAGCAGCAAUAUGGAACGUCAUGAAGCAUGAAAAACUGACAAUUCCUAAGAUUGUGAAUAUGACAAAACAAAAUCAAAGGACACCACAGUCAAAGUCUCGAAGGAAAGGAGGGCAGUUUGCCUGCACAUUAUGUCAAGUCCACUUCCCGAAAGCUGAGAAACUGAUGAACCACUGUUUCACUGUGAAGCACAGGAGACUGAUCUUUGAUGAGACCUAUCAGACUUGGAAGUACCGUGAUCCGCCACCAACAUACAAGGACCUGAAAUUGUGUGGAAGAUCCCUAAUAUGCGAGUAUGGUGAUAACUGCACAAAGGCGCACAGUCAAGAGGAACUUCGUGAAUGGCAAAAAAGAAUCAAGGCUUCACGAAAAAGAGCCAGAGAUGCAGCCGAGAUGGGUCUACUGUCCUAUCAGGACAAGCUUUUGGAGGAAUACAGACACAGCAACGACAAGAAAAUUAUUGUCAGCGACACCCUUCCUGAUGUUUCUAUCAGCUGUGACACAGAUAUAGACAGUGUGUAUGUAAGGAAAAAGGGAAUUCAAUGUACAUGGAAUUUUAUCAUUAUUUCUAAGGAACCUCUAGAAGUUAUUGCUUUACUCAGAAGGGAGCUGGGGGCGACAUUCAGCCUCAGUAAAGACCCCCAUGAGGAACGGACAUAUUCCACUAGUGCUUGGUUUAAAAAGAACCAAACCGAGUAUGAAAUCCCAGUGUUCUUCAAAUCUGACCAUCCAGGCUUGUAUGAGCAGUGGGUAGUGUUUGACUUCAACACGAGACCCGUACUACGACAAAAAAUCAAGGUCAGAGUUGGAGAGGAUGAGUGUAAGGGAACAUCAGUCACGACCCCAGCACCUGAGAUUCUGCUAGAAAAACAAGAGUCUGCUAGGAAUCUUGAGCCCUGGAAUGAGGAAAGCCUGGAAAUCAUUCCUUUUGUUGAAAGAGAAGAGGCAGAGAGAGAGCUGAUAAACAGAUACAAGCUCAUCAUGAUAGAUGAGAUGAACAGUGUGAUUAACCGUGACAACUACAAACACAGCAUGCACAAUUUUUUAUAUCAGGAGCAAAAGGUCGAAGGUGAACUGCUUACCAGGCUGAAUCUACGAGGGACUGCGCAGUUGCAAAAUUGCCUGUCUGAUGACAGGUUUGGUUUAAAAUGUGCUUAUCCCGGGACACUUCUUGCUGCUGUGCCUCUGUCUCACACACUCACUCCUGAUGCUCCUCAAGGUUUCAUAGUGAAAAGACACACAAUCAGAUCUCUUGUUCAUGUUGUGAAAAACAACGAAUAUCUUGGACCUAUUUAUGAGGCUGAAUUUCUGAAAGACGCUGCCACAGAGACACAAUUACUUUUGCAGCUUUCCAAACAAUGCUGCACUGAUUUGAACCUGCAGAAUGGACAGCAGUGUGAGAUGGAAGUCCAGUUCCAACUAAAUCGUCUCUGGUUCUGUGAGAUGCACAAGGCCAUUGAUGAUCUCCCCAACUUAGACAAAGUCUUGCCUAAUCUGAAAAACAGCAAGUUCUGUAUUUCUUCCCAGUCAGAUACAGGAGAGUUAAAUGAAAAGCAGCAAGCAGCAAUGAACUUUGUUCUGGGUGUAACAGACAACAGAUGCAGCAUCCCACCUUUGUUGAUUUAUGGACCUUUUGGAACAGGGAAAACUCGAACCCUUGCCAAGAUGAUCCAGGCUCUUGUGCAGCAACCACAGAACAAAAUCCUGAUUUGCACACACACAAACAGUUCUGCUGAUCUCUAUGUAAAAGGUCAUUUUCAUGAAUAUGCAGCUGUUCAUCACGAAGCCAAACCUUUGAGAAUCAAGGCAAAGGAAAGCAAUCCCAGAUCUACUGAUACCAUCACACUACAGUACUGCCAUUUAUCCAGAGAUAGCAAUCAGUUUGAGUUUCCUGAUAAAGCUGUUUUAGAUUCCACAAGAAUCAUCAUAACAACAACUGCUGUGGCUCGUUUCUUCCAUGACAUGAAGCUCACUGAAAACUACUUCAGCCACAUUCUGAUUGAUGAAGCUUCUCAGAUGUUGGAGUGUGAGGCUCUCAUGGCACUGGGCUUAGCAGGUAAAAAUACACGUGUUGUUUUAGCAGGAGACCACAUGCAGAUGGGACCCAAGCUCUUCUCUGUGAAACAAGACAAAUGCUCAGAACAUACUCUGCUCAAUCGCCUCUUCUAUUACUAUCAAGCUGAAAACAGUGAUGGCGCCAAACAAAGCCGAAUCAUUUUCAAUGAAAACUACCGUUCCACAAAGGACAUUGUGGAUUUUGUAUCAACACAUUUUUAUGUGGGAAAGAGUGAUGUGAUCAAGGCUAGUGGAGGUGUGCCUCCUCAUCCACACCAACACGCCUUGCAGUUCCAUCAUGUAAGAGGAGAAUGCUGUUUGGACCCAACAAGCAUGUCCUGGUUCAAUCCAGCACAAGUUCUAAGUGUCGUUGACAUUGUGCAAUAUAUAUUGGAGCAAUGGCCUCAGGAGUGGGAUGGUAAAGAUCCGGAAUCAAUCUGUGUACUUUCUCAAGGCAGACAGGUGUUUGAGAUAAGGCAAAGACUGCGUCAGCUUGGACUGCCACGUUUCACUGUGGAGAAUGCCGAAAAUGUGCAAGGAAAACAGUUCAGAGUAAUAGUGAUUUCCACUGUGCACACCAAGGACAGCUUAUUGGAGAUGGACCGGACCUGUCUUGAAUUUUUCAAUGACACACGAGUGCUGAACACAGUUAUGACAAGAGCCCAGUCUCAAAUAUUUGUUGUUGGAGAUGUAGCUGCACUUUCUUGCCAACAGUUCGGUACAUGCUGGAGACUAUGGAGAUCGUACAUAGAGGAUUGCGUCAACAAGGGAAGUGCCCAUAACUUUACCUUGGAUUCUUUGAAACAAGAUCUCCUUGAGAUAUCUGAGCUCUGCAGAAGUGAGGAUGAAGAGAGCAGCGAUAGUGAAUCAACUACAUCUGAAAUACCAGACACAGAAGACCCAAUACUUCAAGAGCUUCUUGAUGAGAGCAAAGACAUCAACGUUCCAUUGACAGAGGAGGGCUUGUUUCCAGUUUUUCAACAUGAGCAAUUUGUUAGUAGUGUUAGCAACCAAAUUGCAGAAGUAGAAGAAGAGCAACUGUUGACUAACUCUAUCAUACGCAAACACUGUGAGCUGGUCAUAGAGUAUUAUGACCGUGGCUAUGCAAGACCACUUAAUGAGCCCACUCUGAGAAUCGAUAUCAAGGGUAGAAAAAAUAUUGGACAGGCAUUCCCUGGAGACAAGGUAACAGUGGAGAUCCUGAGUGAGACAUCAAAUCCUCCCAUGGGAAGAGUGAUCAGCAUCCUUGAAAGUGCGGAUACUGUCAAAGAAUUUGUCUGCACCAUUGAAAGAUAUGACAAUCAGGUGAUGACGCCUAUCAACAAAUGCAUCACCAAAAUUUUCACACCAUUUUCAAAGGACAAACCAGACCACGUUGCUGUAAGAAAUCCAGAGAACCGCAAAGUAAAGCGUUUCAUCAAAAUAAAUGAAGAAGUACGUAGAAAAUAUAUCUUCAUUGUCAGAGUCCUUAUGUGGAGAAAGACUGGCAGAAUCCCCUUGGGGACAGUUGUGGAAGUGUUUCCCAAAAUCACAACUUUAGAUAAUGGACUGAAUAUACUCAACAUAGAGUACCAGUUGAGGAGAACAUUUUCGUCAUCUUUGAGAAGUCAGAUGCAAGACAUUCAAGGUCUCAAUUCAUUUAAUAAAGGACGAAGAGAUUUUCGCAUGCUCCCAACAUUCACCAUUGAUGCUGCUGAUUCACAAGACCUUGAUGAUGCAAUCAGUGUACGGGAUUUAGGUGAAUGCUAUGAAAUAGGAGUUCACAUUUCUGAUGUUGCAAGUUUUGUGGCUAAAGACAGUGAACUGGACAAAUAUGCAAGACAGCUGUGUACUACAUUCUAUCCCAGUGGGAAGGAGCCAAUACACAUGUUCCCUAAAGAACUGAGUACCAAUUUCUUCAGUUUAAUCCCUAACCAAGACAGACGAGCCAUCUCCUUGAUAAUUCAAGUAGAUACUAAGACACACUGCAUAAAGGAAAGUUCAUUUUGGAAGUCUGUCAUUCGCUCCAAGAAGAAAUUUUCCUAUGAUGAAGCUGAGGACAUCAUUGAAAAUCAUCAGAAUUCUGACCAGCUUGAAAUCUGCCUUGUGAAAGCAUGGACCUUUGCUGAGGUCCACAGGAGAUUGAGAAAACAGGACGACUGCUACUACAAACAGCCAGAUGAAGACGUGACUCUGGGAAGAAGACAAUCUCACCUAAUGGUGGAAGAGAUUAUGAUCAUGUUUAAUCACAUGGCUGCUGAACGUCUUCUGCUUGAUGAAACAACAAGGAGCAUAACUCCAGUGAGGUGCCAGGACAGGCCAAACAGUGAAAAGCUUACUGACCUUUUUGACAAAAAUGCCUCCUUGAUUCCACUUUCUGUUCACUUCUCCAGUCAAGUUCAUGAGUGUGUGUCUCAUGAACUGAAUAACCAAGGUUUGAUCCACCGCAGAGCCAUGACAAACCCUCAGGCUUGCAUUUCUGAUUCUGAAACCUUCCCCAUAUUAAAAUCUGUUUUGAGAUGCCUGAAGACAGCAGCAGAGCAGGAAAAUAUCUACAAAAUAAUUGACUUUAUUGCAACUGAUGAGAUUCACCCCCAACUUCUCCCUUUUGCUGUUGCAUUUAGGAGACUGUUUCACAAAUCAUGUAUUCUGCGCUCAAACUCAACACAUGUCUCAAGAAUUGGGCACUAUGAUUUAGAUCUUGACAGCUAUACAUGGGCGUCAUCUCCAAUCCGCCGAUAUACAGAUGUCAUUGUGCAGCGUCUUCUUCAUUCUGUGAUUGGCAAGACAAAUGUUAGGUACACAGCUCAUGACAUUGACCUGUCUUGUAUGGAAUUUUCCAGGAAAAACGACCAACAGUCAGCAUAUGAGAGGAAAUCUAAUGCUCUACGUUUUGCAUUACAACUGUCGACCCAAAGCGAAAGGAAGGUGGCCUACAUUGUGGAACUCAAUGCAUCAGGGACAAACUUCAGAUUAUCCUUCCCACUUAACAGAACCUCAAUAUCAGAAAACUUAGACAUUAUGUACAGGGAUCUUCAGUUGGCAGAUCAACCAGAGUUUGAUGAAGCAAACAACUGCAUGAUCUUGAAAUGGGUGCGAAGGAUAUAUUCAUUUUCCAAUCCUCACAUCCUUGCUGAAGUGAAACAACAAAAUCCAAACUCAGUCAUGGCCUAUGUCUCUACAAAGACCUGGAAAUGCCUAACAGCUGCUCUUAGAGAGGAAAAUUGGGACAGAUUUUUUCCCCUGAUUGAGGAGCUUGACGUCAGCUCAAGAAUCCAUGCAAGACAAUUCAAUGAAAGACUGAGAAAUGCUAAAAGUUCAGAAAAAUCUGAUCCCAUGCAUGCUGAGCAUUAUGCCGAACUGUCGAUGAGAAUAAAGCCAGGUGAGGCAGUCGAAGUACAGCUAGGUACAGCCACGGUACGAGGACUAAUGACACCAGCAAUUCAGCUGUUUGUUGUGCAUCCAAAAUUUGAGAUUUGUUUGGAGCAUGUGAGAGAUCCAAUCAAGUGUUUUUCAAAAUAUGCAUUCCACUCAUCCAGGAAUUCAUACAAGACAUACAUGGAUUAUCAGGGAAUAUGGAAACCCAUGUGUGAAAUGGAGUCAGCCUCCAAUGCUGUUGCUGAAAAUGAGAGCAUUCUUAUUGAAGAUGCAGCCCUGAAAUGGGAAAACUCUAGUGAAAAGAAGCUUCAAGGUUACUUUCUUCUCCCACUUGACAAAAAAUCUCAGUGGUCCAUUGAAUGUGACCUUAAGAACAGUGUCCUCUGCAUUCGAACUAAGCUUCAUCAAAGUCAGAGUAGUCCCUCUCAGUGCACAGCUCUCAUGGAUAUUUCCUCUAUCACUUGGAUGGCCCAUGGCAUAAUUACAAAAGUUAAAGAAACAGGAUCCAAAGAACUGAAGAAUUUGCAAAUUGAUUUUGAGAUUAACGACAUGCCCAUGACAAAAAUUCCAGAAGCGAUAUUUGGUGAGAGGACAAGAUUUACUCUGGAGCUGAUUCCAAAGCUUCUGCCAGAUGUACGCAAAGAAAAUGCAAUUAGUAGUCUCACAAAAGCUAACCAGCUUGUGAAAACUAUAGCCAUUGGUGGAAGAAUCAACUCUGAAGGAGGAACAAAAUUUUCGAGCCAGAUGCCAGCCAGGUUUGAGAUUGACAAUUAUCUUCCUUCUGGGUUUUCCCAUCUAAACAACAGUCAGUGUAAAGCUAUAAGAGAGGCACUGGCCAACCCAUUCACUCUUAUCCAAGGCCCACCAGGCACAGGAAAAACUGUUGUUGGUGUCCAUAUUGUGUACUGGUUGUUCAAGAAUAUUCAAAAACGUCCUGCCUCCAAUUCACAGAAGACAAGAGCUGUUCUUUACUCUGGGCCUUCAAAUAAAUCUGUUGAUGUCGUAGCAGGUCAUCUCCUAAAACUUCGAAAUCAACUUAGACCUCUCAGAGUCUACAGUAAUCAGAUGGAGAUGUUGGAAUUUCCUUACCCAGGCUGCAAUCUGAAGCAGUCACGCAAUUCAAAAAGAGGCGAAAAACCCAACACAGAGCUUAGCUCCAUUGCACUUCACCACCUGAUUCGAAAAGAUGGCAACCCAUUCUCCACACAAAUACUCGCUUUUGAUCUGAAAAUUGGAAGAGGAGAUGAACUCACUAAAGAAGAAAAGAAAUUCUACAGAGAAACCCUCCAAAAGGCUCGAAAACAUGAAUUACUGCGGCAUGAUGUCAUCUUGUGCACUUGCACAGCAGCCUCACAUCCUGCCUUAGCUGAUGCCCUCGACUUCAAACAGAUCAUCAUUGAUGAAUGUGCCAUGGCAACUGAACCUGAAGCCUUUAUUCCACUAGUGGCUCAUAAGCCUGAGCAGAUUGUUCUUCUGGGCGAUCAUAUGCAGCUGCAACCUGUAAUCCACUGUGAUGUGGUGGAGCGAUUGGGAAUGAGCAAAUCUCUUUUUGAACGUUACAUGGAGAAAGCACUCUUGCUUGACACUCAGUACAGAAUGCAAGAAGACAUUUGUGCAUUUCCAUCUAAGGAGUUCUAUAAAGGAAAGUUAAAAACUGGAACAUCACCCAAACCAAGUCUCUUCCUAAGUAAAUCAAGGAAAACAUGCAUUGUCUUUGGUCAUGUUGAAGGAAAGGAGAAAAGUCUGGUGGUCCGGACUGAACGGGGGAAUGAAAAUUCAAAGGCAAACGUGGAAGAGGCAAAAGAAGUGGUGCGGAUUGCCAUUCUUUUGACUGAGGCUGGGAUAAACACAAAGGACAUUGCCAUUCUCACACCAUACAAUGCUCAAGUGGCAAGUAUUAAUGAGCUCCUGUUUGAUAAGGGUAUACGUGAUAUCACAGUCAACACCAUCAUGAGGAGUCAAGGAAGUGAAUGGAAAUAUGUCAUCAUAUCAACUGUGCGCUCUUGUCCCGAAUCUGAAAUAGAAAAACAACCAACCAAAUCCUGGAUUAUGAAACAACUUGGAUUCAUCAUGGACCCACACCAAGUUAACGUGGGCAUUACCAGGGCACAAGAAGGCCUGUGCAUCAUUGGUAAUGAGAACUUGCUGCGGUGCAGUGUGUUGUGGAGAGGACUUCUGGAUCAUUAUAAGGAGAAAGGAUGUGUAGUGAAUCCCGCCCGGAACAUCCAGGUUAAAAAAAACCACUAGAAGUCUGAGAAUGAAGAAAACUGCUAGAAGAUGAUGUGCUUCAUGCAGUUU